CUCCUCACGCGCAUGUUACUAAACGUGCUCGUCACUCUUUCUUUGCUGCUGGUCUGCAUGUUCAACGUAAACACGACCGCUCGAGACUUCUUGUUAAAGACCGAUUGCCAGGAUGUCCGCUUCUCGUACGGUCAUAUGUCUGCUGAGAAACGACCUGCGUCUGCAUGAUAACGAGGUGUUUCACUGGGCUCAGAGGAAUGCGGAGCACAUAAUCCCCCUCUACUGCUUCGACCCGCGUCAUUACCAGGGCACCCAUCACUUCAACUUCCCUAAGACUGGUCCAUUCCGUUUACUUUUCCUCCUGGACAGUGUGAAAGACCUGAGAGCAACACUGAAGAAACGGGGCAGCACACUGUUGGUCAGGCAAGGAAAGCCGGAGGAUGUUGUUGGUGAUUUGAUUAAGCAGCUGGGUUCAGUCUCAGCUGUGGCAUUUCAUGAGGAGGUGGCGUCAGAGGAAAAGACUGUGGAGAAGAAGCUAAAGGACAUCUGCUGCCAAAACAAAGUCAAAGUUCAGACUUUCUGGGGCUCUACACUUUACCACCGAGAUGAUCUGCCAUUCAGGCACAUUGGAGGGUUACCUGAUGUUUACACCCAGUUCAGAAAGGUGGUUGAGGGACAAGGCAGAGUGCGACCGAUCCUUUCCACCCCGGAACAGGUUAAAUCUCUUCCCCUUGGACUGGAAGAGGGUCCUAUACCUACAUUUGAGGGCCUGGGACAAACAGAGCCUGUGAUGGACUGCCGCUCGGCCUUCCCAUGCCGCGGUGGAGAGACCGAAGCUCUUGAUAGGCUGAAACAUUACUUCUGGGAUACAAAUGCCGUUGCGUCUUAUAAGGAGACUCGGAAUGGCAUGAUCGGAGUGGACUAUUCUACAAAGUUUUCUCCUUGGCUUGCUUUGGGCUGCAUAUCACCCAGGUACAUCUAUGACCAGAUAAAGAAGUAUGAGGCCGAACGAACCGCCAAUCAAAGCACGUACUGGGUGAUAUUUGAACUUCUGUGGAGAGAUUACUUCAAGUUUGUGGGUUUAAAAUACGGAGACAGAAUAUUUCAUAUGAAUGGUCUGCAAGACAAGCAUGUUCCCUGGAAAACAGAUAUGACAUGGUUCUGUGCAUGGAAAGAGGGCAGAACUGGGGUGCCGUUUGUAGAUGCGAACAUGAGGGAGCUUGCGCUGACAGGAUUCAUGUCCAACAGAGGACGUCAAAAUGUGGCCAGCUUUCUGACCAAGGAUUUGUGCUUAGACUGGAGACUGGGCGCUGAGUGGUUUGAAUACCUGCUGGUGGACCAUGACGUCUGCAGCAACUAUGGAAACUGGCUCUAUAGUGCCGGAAUAGGAAAUGACCCUCGAGAAAACAGGAAGUUUAAUAUGAUCAAACAAGGACUGGACUAUGACAAUAACGGGAAUUAUGUCCGUCAGUGGGUUCCAGAGCUUGGAGGUAUUAAAGGUGGGGACGUGCACACGCCAUGGACCCUCAGCAACUCGGCACUCUCACACGCCAAGGUUUUGCUCAACGACACAUACCCCUCGCCCAUCGUCAUCGCGCCCGAGUGGAGCCGCCAUAUCAACAACAAAUCAUCUGGUCCAUCAUCAGCAAAAGGGAAGAGGGGCUCAUCUUACACACCAAGACAACACAAAGACAGAGGCAUUGACUUCUACUUCUCCAAGAAAAAGGGUUUCUGAGGAUGAGAUGUAGUGGAUUGGUGCUGUA
Rhinichthys klamathensis goyatoka is the source of this 1703-nucleotide messenger RNA. It is a transcript of the gene cry-dash, whose product is annotated as cryptochrome DASH. Gene Ontology annotation, molecular function: FAD binding; deoxyribodipyrimidine photo-lyase activity; damaged DNA binding. The transcript is spliced from 14 exons. Lineage: Eukaryota; Metazoa; Chordata; Actinopteri; Cypriniformes; Leuciscidae. Bases 113 to 1675 code for a protein of 520 amino acids. Gene Ontology annotation, biological process: photoreactive repair. The record is from RefSeq and is a predicted model, not a curated record.